This is a messenger RNA of Dichotomopilus funicola, 996 nucleotides long. RefSeq names its product ubiquitin carboxyl-terminal hydrolase. Gene Ontology annotation, cellular component: cytoplasm. The coding region runs from base 1 to 996 and encodes 331 amino acids. NCBI's taxonomy places the organism in Eukaryota, Fungi, Ascomycota, Sordariomycetes, Sordariales, Chaetomiaceae. Gene Ontology annotation, biological process: protein deubiquitination; ubiquitin-dependent protein catabolic process. The transcript has 3 exons. The record is from RefSeq and is a predicted model, not a curated record. Gene Ontology annotation, molecular function: cysteine-type deubiquitinase activity.
AUGAGUGGUGGUUGGAAUACCAUCGAAUCCGAUGCGGGUGUUUUCACCUAUCUCCUCGACAACCUCGGGGUAAAAGAUGUCCAGUUUGAGGAACUGCUUUCACUUGACCCCAGCGCUCUCGCGGAGCUUUACCCAAUUUACGGUGUCAUCUUCCUGUUCAAGUUCCCCACCGACACCCCUUACCGUGCCGGUGACAAGCCGUUAGACGGUACCUUUGACCGGGAUGCCUCAGAAGGCCUCUUUUUUGCCACGCAGACGAUACAAAACGCCUGCGGUACCCAGGCCUUGUUAAGCGUCCUUCUCAACAAGACGGCCGAUGGCACCUUACCAGCGGACGAGACGAUUGACAUCGGCUCGACGCUCUCCGACUUCCGCGAGUUCACCAUGGCCCUACCCCCGGAGUACCGCGGCGAGGCGCUGUCCAACAGCGAGCUCAUCCGUGACGUUCAUAAUAGCUUCGCCAAGUCAUCCCCCUUUGUAGAUGAGACGCAGCGCCAGCCCGAUGAGGCCGAUAACGAUGCCUUCCACUUCAUCGCUUACACCCCCAUUGGCGGCAACCUCUACGAGCUUGAUGGCCUGCAACCAGCGCCCAUUAGCCAUGGCGCCUGCUCCCGCGACGAAUUCCCCGCCCGUGUUAUGGAAGUCCUGCAGCGCCGCAUCGCUCGGUAUGAUGCCACGGAGAUUCGCUUCAAUCUGCUAGCUAUGGUGCGCGACCUGCGGAUCCGCGCCCGUGAAAUAGGGGACUUCGAGCUUCUUGCAAGGGAAGAGCGUAAGCGGCGGGACUGGCAAUUUGAGAAUGCCCUGAGGCGGCAUAAUUUUGUUGGUUUCGCCGCCGAGGUUUUGAAGAGUGUGGUAGCCAACAAGUUAAAGGAAGGAAAUGGGGCGUAUGAAAAGUGGAUCGACCAGGGGAAGCAGAAGAUGCUUAAAAGGAUAGAAGAACGCAAAAAAGCGGGUGCUUCUGGGGGAGCGGAAGAUGAUAUUGAGAUGGCUGGGUAG